This is a messenger RNA of Thecamonas trahens ATCC 50062, 1896 nucleotides long. Its product is annotated as coiled-coil domain-containing protein 22. The transcript has a single exon. Lineage: Eukaryota; Apusomonadida; Apusomonadidae. Gene Ontology annotation, biological process: positive regulation of ubiquitin-dependent protein catabolic process. Gene Ontology annotation, molecular function: cullin family protein binding. The coding region runs from base 1 to 1896 and encodes 631 amino acids. The record is from RefSeq and is a predicted model, not a curated record.
AUGUCGGCAAAGGUUCGCCUGUGCAACGCCAUGGCAGAGGCCGUCAAGGAGCUCGGCUACCGCGGUGAGAUUGGCUACGCCUCCAUCAUUUACACCCACGAGAAGGAGAUCCGGGAACUGUUUGUCUGGCUCACCUCCCACAUGCAGGAGGUUGGCGGCGUGGCGCCCGAGGCUGCACAGGCCGCGCCCGAUCCGGGCUCGGACUCGCGGGCCCAGCUGAUGAGGGCCGUCAAGUCGCGGGUCAACGCUCUUGUCAAGCGCGAGUCGUGGCGCUCGCCGCGGCUCCCGCGCCGGGCGUCGAUGGUGCAGCGCGGCUCGGGAGCGACGUUUAAGGUUGCCACCGCGCGCCUCUACGCCCCGGGCCGGUACAAGGGCAAGAAGAACGCCGCCGUCCUCCGCUACCUCCGCCGCUACCUGCCGCUGGUCACUCUCCAGCCGCCGGACACCAUGGACGUGGCGCCGUCGAUCAUGGAGGACAAUGUGACGCAGGUCCUGCAAAAAGCUGACGUCGAGAACGAGUGGAACACCGCCGGCCUCGAGUCGGGCCUCACCCAGGCCCAGUACUGGGCGACCAAGAAGCAGGCGCUCAUGUCCUCGUUUGCCUCGGACAUCCACAAGGCGGUCCUCCUCAAGAAGCCCUCGCUCGAGUCCGAGUCCAAGGGCGCGCUCCGUGCCACCCACCAGUCGCUCUUUGUCCUCUCCUCCAUGUUCAAGACUGGUAAGUCGAACCCGGCGCAGGCCGCCGUUGCCAAGGAGGCCGACGCCGAGCCGGUCGAGACCGAGGAGCAGGUCGCCGCCAAGCGCGCCGCCAUCCUCUCGGACCUGCAGGCCGAGGAGGAUGAGCUCUCGUACAACAUCUCGGACGCAAACCGCCGUAUUGCCGCUCUUGAUGCCGAGCUGCACACGCUGCAGGAGCGGUUCAAGACUGAGGUGGCCAAGAAAAAGGAGCUCGAGGCUGCGUACAUGUUUGAGAAGCGGGUCUUUGACGCCCUGGAUGACCCCGAGCCAGCCAUCGCCGAGCUCACCGCUAAGGUCGCCGCCAUGCGCAAGGCGCUCGUCGAGCUGGCCGGGAAGUGGGAGCUCCGGCGCGCCCCGCUUGUGGCCAAGAUCCGCGAGCUCAAGUCGGGCGAGGGUGACACCAUGAUCGAGAUCAACGCGCUCAUGGGCGCCAUCCGCGACAUCCGCGACGCCAUGAAGGGCGUCAUGGACGAGGGCCGCGAGCAGGAGGCCAUCUACCAGGGCCUUCUCGCCGAGUACAAGGCCCUGCCCAAGGACAUCACCCGCUCGCACUACACCAAGCGCAUCCUCGACAUUGUGGCACAAGUCCGCAAGCAAAAGGUCGACAUCGACAAGGUUCUCAUCGACACCCGCGCCCUCCAGCGCGACAUCAACACCGUGACCGAGAAGCUCAAGCGCUCGUUUGCCAUCACCGACGAGCUUAUUUACGAGGACGCGCCUAACGACAAGGACGCCAAGGCCUCGUACCGCGCCCUCGCCUCGCUUCACUCGCGCUUUGACGAGCUCAUCGAGACAGUCCGCUCCAUCGGCCAUCUCGGCAACGAGAUCCGCGACCUCGAGGCCAAGCACGCCAAGCUCGCCGACGCCAACGCCUCGCUCCAAGUCGAUCGCCUCGAGGCCGACUAUGAGGCCAUUCGCUCCGAGAACAAGCAGCUAAUUGCCCGCCUCAAGGCCAUCGCCGAGGGCCUCGACGACCCAGGCGCCAACGCCGACGAUGACGCCGAUGCCGACGACGACGAGUACGACGACACCGACGCUGACUACGACGAGGUGGAGUACGAGUACGAGGAGGUCGAUGACGAUGAUCUCUUCGCCGCGGGCGACGAUGCCGACGACGACGCUGACGAUCCCGACGGGGACGACGACAGCGACGAGUAG